This is a messenger RNA of Engraulis encrasicolus (European anchovy), 2196 nucleotides long. RefSeq names its product abhydrolase domain containing 4, N-acyl phospholipase B (gene abhd4). The transcript is spliced from 9 exons. NCBI's taxonomy places the organism in Eukaryota, Metazoa, Chordata, Actinopteri, Clupeiformes, Engraulidae. Bases 298 to 1305 code for a protein of 335 amino acids. Gene Ontology annotation, molecular function: phosphatidylcholine lysophospholipase A1 activity; lysophosphatidic acid acyltransferase activity. Gene Ontology annotation, biological process: lipid homeostasis; phosphatidic acid biosynthetic process. The record is from RefSeq and is a predicted model, not a curated record. Gene Ontology annotation, cellular component: mitochondrion; lipid droplet.
GUUAUGCGUGAGAAGUCCUCGACUUCUGGCGGUGUUUCCUGGCUAGUCCUUUAAAAUGUUUGUGUUGUAAAAGUAGCUACCUUUGUAUUAUUAUGUUAUAUCCCCUCUCCAUCCGGCGCCAGUAUGCAAGACGAGACCGAGACCGAGUUUGACAUAGGUUUUGGUUGCUGAUGAAUUUCUUGUUUCAUUGAAGUCCCACUCCCAUAUCAAAGAGUGACUCGGGAACCUUGGGUACAGUGUGUAAGACUGGAUACCAACGGGAACUGGUCGUGGUGGCCGUCCUGGAGGCCCACAUCCAUGUCCCUGCUGAAGACCGCGGAGGCCAAGAUCCUCGCCUGUUUGCACAAUGAUGUUUGGGCCCGUUUUGUGACCCUUCCUGACCAUAACAGGAUAUGGUCCCUCACUGUCACAAACAAAACAGCCCGUCGGACCUCAGAGCAAGCCCCGAAGACCCCUCUGGUGAUGGUGCAUGGCUUCGGCGGGGGCGUGGGCCUGUGGAUCCGCAACCUGGACGCGCUGAGUCGCUCGCGACCCGUCCACGCCUUCGACCUGCUGGGGUUCGGGCGCAGCUCACGGCCCUCCUUCCCCACGGACGCGGAGCUGGCCGAGGACCAGUCCGUGGCCUCCAUCGAGCAGUGGAGGGAAACGGUGGGCCUGGAGCGCAUGAUCCUGCUGGGCCACAGCCUGGGGGGCUACCUCGCCACCUCCUACGCCAUACGCUACCCCGAAAGGGUGUCGCACCUGAUCCUGGUGGAUCCGUGGGGGUUCCCUGAGCGGCCGGCGCCAGAGGCCAAUGAGAACGCGGGCCAGAACCUGGAGGUGCGCAGGCCGGCGCCACCGCGCUGGGUCAAGGCCGUCGCCUCAGUAUUCAGCCUCUUCAACCCCCUCGCUGUCAUCAGAGCCGCUGGGCCAUGGGGACCUGGCUUGGUGACGAGGUUCCGUCCCGACUUCAAGAGGAAAUUUGAGGACCUUUUUGAUGACAAUACAAUGACUGAAUAUCUCUACCACUGUAAUGCCCAGACACCAAGUGGUGAGGUGGGCUUCAGGGCGAUGUCUGAGUCCCUGGGCUGGGCCAAGCGGCCCAUGUUGCAGCGCGUGCACCUGCUGCCGCCCUCACUGCCCGUCACCAUGCUGUACGGAUCGCGCUCCUGGGUCGACAACGCCUCCGGCCACAAGGUGGCGCAAAUCAGGGGCCAGAGCCCCACCCGCAUCAUGGUGAUUCCCAAUGCCUCUCACCAUGUCUAUGCUGAUGAAUAUGAAGAAUUCAACAAUGUUGUCCAGAAACUUUGUGAUACUGUUGACUGAAUUUUACGCUGGUCUGUGGAUUUUUAUAUGUAUGUUCUAUGUGUAUUGUAUUUGAGAGGGAGAGAGAGAGAUGGAGAAGAGAGAGAGGGAGGACAACGCAGAGAAAGUGAGGACAAGGCAGAGAAAGUGAGUGCAGUGGUCCUGCUAAGUAUGCACACCGGAGAGCGGGAUGUAGGGAUCCCGAAGGAGGCUGUUUGUUUUAAUUUUAUAUUUUAUUUGUAUAAUUUGGCCUUAUUGCCAGUUGCCAAAAGUUGUCCACAUUUUUACAUCUCUGCUGUUGUCUGCUGGCUGCUCGAGUUAGUUUCUGAUUCGUGGUUGCAUAGUGAACAUAUUAAAAGCUCUGCGGUAUAGGGUCCUUUCAGCUCUCCAACGGAAUGUAUCUAAGGCUGGUUAGAACUUCAAGGCAACGAUACACUGGGCAAUUUUUUGAGCAAUGUUGCUUGGCAACAAUAUGGUUAGCGCCUAAGUUUUUGAUGGAAUGAUAAAAACAAGCUGUCUGCUGCUGAUCCAAAGCUGUCCAAACAACAUUUUGUAGUUUUGUUGCCCAGACACAUUGCUCAAAAAGUUGCCCUGUGUAUCCAUCACCUUAACUCCCUCACAUACAGUAAACGUAAUAACCUCAUGACACACGGUGCUUACACAAUCGUAACUAUCUGAAGAUAUUUAUUCAUAUUUGUAAAGUAUAAGCACUGUUGUAUAAGCUGCGUUUAAUGAAAGUGUAAAAACCAUCAAGUGCAUGUGUCACCCUUUGUUACAGGAAUGUAUGUCGUGCGCACUCUGUAUUUUGUGCUCUCUCACAAGCACUUGGAUUCCUCUCUGUUCAGUGUAUGGUCCUCCAUUGUAUUUUAUUACUCACAAUUGCAAUAAAAGUUUGUAUGUUUCACAUUUAAA